Molecule: messenger RNA, 1777 nt
Organism: Talaromyces proteolyticus
Lineage: Eukaryota; Fungi; Ascomycota; Eurotiomycetes; Eurotiales; Trichocomaceae
Exons: 3
Coding region: 135-1700 (521 amino acids)
Source: RefSeq, a predicted model, not a curated record
UCGCGGCUUAUAGUUCCGAUGCUGUUGGGGGGAAUAUGGAGUCAGCAUUGUGAAGUAUAAAGCUGGAGGAACAUCAACAGCGUUGAUGCCAUGUACCCAAAGACCGUGCCCAAAUCCGAUUGAUACAAUUCAAGAUGCUCUCCUCAUUGCCUCUUUCGCUUCUAUUCUCUGCCCUGUUUCAAUUCCAGAAAGUCUCAGCUUCAGGGGCUAGCUAUACAGUUUCCAUCCCACCAGCAGCCCCGACCAAUGCAAUCGAGGUCCCGGCCGACUUCUUUGGCUUUGGCUACGAGACCGCCUUUCUCCCUCAUUUCGACAAUGCAUUCUCCGAGAACAUGGUCAAUGCGAUCGGGUCUCGCAUGAGCAAGCCUCUUAUUAUCCGUAUUGGAGGCACUAGUGGUGACUUGGUCAAAGUAGACCUCGAGCAAAAGGAACCCGCGAUAUGCGUCAAGGGGCCUUCCUGCCCCCUGAGUAGCCAGGAUACUUUUACCUUGGGGAAGGCUUAUUUCGAAGUAUUCAAGAAGUUUCCGAAUGCAUCCAUGACCAUCCAGGCUCCAAUGGGAGACGGUAUGGAGAUGAACAACACUAUGGCCUACGUGCGCAAUGCAUGGCAGAAUCUUGGUCAUGACAGGGUCGCCGCGAUCGCCUUAGGAAACGAACCAAAUUACUAUUCAUGGAAUGCCGAGGAGUAUGUCCGUCACGCAUUAGAGGUUGAAAGUAAUAUCACCAAAGAAUUUAAUCUCCAAGGUGAGGAAGCACGGAUCUUUGAGCUAGGCGAUAUUGCCAAUGACGCUGCUGUUUCAGGUAACAAGUAUGAUAUAACACAAGUCUUUGACGACCAUAUCGAUCAAAAUAGCCAAGGCAAAUUCGCAGCUGAGCAUUAUUAUCAACUGAACAAGAACCUAGCCGUCUACAAUGAGGCAAACCUGCAACAACACGUCAUGAACCAUACCGCUAUCCUUGAACACUUAGCCUCGUACGAGAAAUCAAUGCAAGCUGUCCACCAGCACCAUGCAAAUCUCUCUUUCGUCUUAUCUGAGGUUGGAUCGGUGAUUGGAGGCGGCCCAACGAACUUUUCAGGCGGUUUUGGCGCUGCCAUUUGGGCUGCUGAUUUCCACCUCGCCGCAAUGGCACGCGGGAUCAAGAGAGUGUCCAAUACCCAGCGCCCAGAGGCCUCACAUGCAUUCUGGAUCCCUGAUAACUCUGGGCCCAAGACUGGACGGCCUGUGGUCCAGGGCAUCUUCCCUGCUGCACCUUUUGUCGCCGACUUUGUCGGAAAGGAUGCUUCUCUUGGUAAAGUAGUCGAAUUAGGUGUUAAUGGCCAAGGUCUCUUCACUGCGUACGCCAUGUACGGUCUUCAUUCCGAGAAGAUAGAGAGAGUUGCCCUGGUAAAUCUUCAGCAGUGGGAUGCCAGCUCCAAGACUACACGGGGUAACAAAACAGUAACUCUGAGCGUUGGAAACGGGGUGAAGUCUGCUGUCAUCAGGAGACUGCAUGCUGACCAAGGGUGGUCCGCGCUGGGCUACGACUUGGGCGGUGCUCAGGAGAAUGUGACGUGGGCUGGUGAACAGUGGACUUACGCCGUUGAUCAGGGUAUGGGCCAUUUCCCUACCGGUUCUAUGGAGCAAGAAUCAGUCGCCGUGAAUGGCACGGUGAAGGUAUCAGUUCCUGAUACCGAGGCGGUCAUUGUAUUCUUUGAGUAAUCCACCUGGACAGUCACCCAAUGACAACAGUCUAGAUCGAAGAGUUUUGAGAGAUAUCUAUACAUAUGUACAUUCUA